GUUUCAUUGCUUGUUGUUUCGUCUGGUUCAAUACGCUUAUCCCAGUGAGUUUGACGGGCCCACUGGCCCAGAAGCUUCUCAAGCUCAAGCAUUUACUUUUCUAGUUAGAGACCAACGUCUUGGGGCUAACGUGGGAUCCGCUCAAGGACCUACUGGUUUAGGUAACUAUUUCAUGCAUUCCCCAGGUCAUUUUUUGAUUUGAGGAGAAAGAAUGCGCUUUUCAAAAAUGGUCGGAAGAAAUGCACCGGGUUUCAAUUCGAUUUCCGGCUGGCUGGUUUUGAUGCAAAAAAGACAAAACGGGAUUGGAUUUCCACUCAUAAGGAAGGAAGGUUAGAUACCUUUGACAGGGUUGUAUUUUUGGUUGAAAUGGGAUGGUGUUCAAACUCCCGAGAUGCAGUCUAGACAGCGGGCCCUCCCCUUUCUGACUGGACUGACUCGGGGAAGGGUCAAUCUCCUCCGGAGCAUGCUUCACAGCCACUCAUUCGUCCUGACGAAAGGUAUACGAAUCUCUCUCUCAGCGAUUCCUUUCUCCGCUAAUCACCCCUUCCCAACCAGCCCGCCCGAUCGAUCUUGUAAGAUCGGCGAAUUCAUAGGGGUUAAUCUGGUCUGAAGUUGUCGGAACGAAUCGUUUGCUUUAUCGAACAAAGCUUUAUUAGGGGGUCUUGGUUGGCCCCCUAUUUUCAACCAUUACAGCUGGCGUCGACCAGCUUUGCGAUACGGACGGACACGAAGAAGAACGCAGGCAGCGGAAAUGCAAAAGAGAAGAGCAAAGAUUCCCGACCCAGAGCAUGUUAUUGACUCAACCACAAAUAUGUUGAAUGAAGGUAGCUUGCUUACUCUCAGCCACUAGUUAGAAGGAAAUCCCUUGACUUCGCUUAUGCUCAGUCAAGUGAGGCGGGCUAAGAUUCCAUUCGAAGUAACGUAACAGGAUUCGAUGUUGCACCAUCUUCAACUCUUCUCGGGAUCCGGAGUUUUUCGAGAAAAGGUCCCAUCCUUCAAUAUCAUGAUUGGGUCGACCAGGCCAGAUCAUGAGUGAAAUAUCAUGAUCGGGUCGACCAGGCCCGAUCAUGAGUGAAUAGAAAAUCGAAAACGUACAUAGCUGUUCCAGCGGAAAUACUUGGAAUAAUUCUACCACUUCUACUAGGAGUAGCCUUUUUAGUGCUAGCUGAACGUAAAGUAAUGGCUUUUGUGCAACGUCGAAAGGGUCCUGAUGUAGUGGGAUCGUUCGGAUUGUUACAACCUCUAGCAGAUGGUUCGAAAUUGAUUCUAAAAGAACCUAUUUCACCAAGUAGUGCUAAUUUCUCCCUUUUUAGAAUGGCUCCAGUGGCUACAUUUAUGUUAAGUCUGGUCGCUCGGGCCGUUGUACCUUUUGAUUAUGGUAUGGUAUUGUCAGAUCCGAACAUAGGGCUACUUUAUUUGUUUGCCAUAUCUUCGCUAGGUGUUUAUGGAAUUAUUACAGCAGGUCGGUCUAGUAAUUAGGGGGGCGGCCGUUCGGUCGCCUAUGAUACUAGGACCAAUGGGUCAAAAAUGGGUUUGUGCCGCAGGUGUUGAACGAUCUACUCUACACAGGUGUGGGCUUACAGGGCUAGGGCUCAUAAACCCUUUCUUUCAUUCAUCAAUAGGGCCCUGGUCGGUCACUUUUCCGGGCCGGGAUCGAGAAGUGGAAGUCAUAAAAAAGAGAUGUUUCUCUUCGCACCUCAGAUCAAGAGGAAGGGUAGCUUGUCAAGCUGGCCUAUAUGUUUAAAUAAAAAAGAAAUAUAAAAAUAUAAAAAAAAAGAUUCGCUGUCUUUUAACCGGCUGUUCUUCUUUGUCAACGCUACUAAGGACCUAUAGCCUACUUUACUUAUGAAAGAGGGUUAUU
Telopea speciosissima is the source of this 1861-nucleotide messenger RNA. RefSeq names its product NADH-ubiquinone oxidoreductase chain 1. The record is from RefSeq and is a predicted model, not a curated record. Gene Ontology annotation, cellular component: membrane. Gene Ontology annotation, biological process: aerobic respiration. NCBI's taxonomy places the organism in Eukaryota, Viridiplantae, Streptophyta, Magnoliopsida, Proteales, Proteaceae. Gene Ontology annotation, molecular function: NADH dehydrogenase activity. Bases 1180 to 1479 code for a protein of 99 amino acids. The transcript has a single exon.